This is a messenger RNA of Alexandromys fortis (reed vole), 842 nucleotides long. RefSeq names its product prostate and testis expressed protein 2-like. The transcript has 3 exons. Bases 387 to 734 code for a protein of 115 amino acids. Lineage: Eukaryota; Metazoa; Chordata; Mammalia; Rodentia; Cricetidae. The record is from RefSeq and is a predicted model, not a curated record.
CCUGGGCCAAAGAACACACACAAGGCUCUGUUCUUAUAGCUCCUUGGCUCAUUGCCAACCAGGGAAGAAAGGUUCAUGGCUUUGUUCUGAGCUCAACCUUAGGGAUCUCACUUAGGAAAUGAACAAUCCUAGUUUCACCCAUAAAGGAAUAUGAGAGGGAUCCAGGGGCAUCCUUUGUCCCCUGGAACUCUGAAGGAACUGGUUCUGUGGGAUGCUUUCCUGAACCUGGGCACUGGCAAACACCCACUGGCAGGUGUGGAAGGAAGCUCCUGCCCACAUCCUGGGAGCAGCUCAGAGCAAAUUCUGCAGCCUGCUCUCAUUACCCUGAUCUCUCCUGAGUACUUGCUGCCCCUGCUCUGCUGUGUCCUCUGCCAGCACAGACUGAGAUGGGCAAGUUCAUGCUCCUUCUCCUACUGCUGGGGGCUUUUAAUCUUGUGUUCUUCCAAGCUCAGGCCACAGUGUGCAUGGUCUGCAAGUCUUUUAAAAGAGGACACUGUCUGGUAGGCAAGAGCAACUGCACUACGAAAUACAGUCCUGGAUGCAGAACCAGGAAUUUCUUCAUAUUCUCAAAAGCAGGGAGAUGGGUCCACAAUCACACCGAACUGGACUGUUCUAAUGCAUGUUUGGCUGAAAACAUGUAUUAUGGAAGUUUGAAGAUUUCUACCUUUUGCUGCAAAGGUGAAGAUUUCUGUAACAGAUAUAUUGGCCAAGUAGUGAAUAAGAACUUUCACUAACUGCCAAUUCCUUCAGCAAUAACAACCAUGUCCCUGUACCCUAUUUCUUCCUCCGGUCAUCUCUCGGUUUCCCUCUGUGUGUUCAUCAUGAAAUAAACUUCUCAUAAG